Manihot esculenta (cassava) is the source of this 1495-nucleotide messenger RNA. RefSeq lists its product as uncharacterized. The record is from RefSeq and is a predicted model, not a curated record. Gene Ontology annotation, cellular component: mitochondrial matrix. NCBI's taxonomy places the organism in Eukaryota, Viridiplantae, Streptophyta, Magnoliopsida, Malpighiales, Euphorbiaceae. The transcript has 3 exons. Bases 136 to 861 code for a protein of 241 amino acids.
GAUGGUUCAACCCCAACAAGCCCGUGGAUAUCAACCCGGGCGCCACAACCCGACAUCCUAAAACCCUACUGAAAUCACCUGAACCCUUUCGGUGUUCAAAAAACACUUCCUUUCUUCUUCUUCACCUGUAAAAAAAUGGCACGCUUAAUCCGUCCUCUAAGAAGAACCCUUCUCCAGCAUCCUAAAACUCUAUUUCCUCAGCUAAAACAAUCCCACCAAAACCCCAUUUCAAUCCGUGACAAAUUGGGAUUAGUGCAAACAACUAUUGCCAGAAAUUACAUAUCAGAAAUGCGCAAAUCCGCCUUUCAAGAUAAUGUCCUCAGGCUCCUUCGUAACGAGAUCCAGUAUGAGUUAGAACGUGCCCCUCCCAAGCAGCCUGUUACCAAGUUUGGUUCCUUCACAAUUGAUGACAGGCCAGGGGAGCAAUGGGUUACAUUGAAAAGGAAAUUUGCAAGAAAUGAGGAUAUUAAGUUAGAAGCAACCAUGUUUGAUGGAGCUGUUCCCAUUGGAAAACCUGGUGAUAUUACCAAUAACAACGUGCAGCUUCACAUUACUUUGGUUGUUAAUAUCUCCAAGGGUGAUGGAAAUGCCUUGGAGGUCAUGUGCUCAGCUUGGCCGGAUACCAUUGAAAUUACAAAGCUUUUCAUACGCCCAAGUGACAAGAUGCCGGCUCAAGCUUAUGUGGGUCCUGAUUUCAAGGAAUUGGAUGAUGAGCUGCAAGAUUCACUGUAUGAAUUCUUGGAGGCAAGGGGUAUAAAUGAUGAAUUGGCAGCUUUCUUGCAUGAAUACAUGAAGAACAAAGAUAGAACUGAGUACAUUAAGUGGAUGGGUACUGUCAAGUCUUACAUUGAGAAGAAGUAGAGAUUGUUUUCUUACUGUGAUUAUACAUCCAUUUAACUUCUGUGUAUUAGUUAAUGGAACUUUAAACAAGGAUUUCAAUUUUGGCCACUUAUACAAAUUUGACUAGCAGUUGAAUAGGGGAUCUCCACAGUGAGAAUAAUUGAAGGGCUUCUGAGUUUAAAAGUUGUUUGGAGCAUCCAGUUUUGUGCCGCUGAAGUUAUAUUCUCUACUUAUCUGGGCUGAAACAAUGACUAAAUGUUGGAUUGUAACCUAUUCUUCAACCUGAUGAAGUAUGUAUUACAAGUGAAGCAGAAGCUUGUUAUUUUGCCUCGUAUGGAGUUAAAACUGAUGGGGUGGGAAGCAGACAUCCAACUCUUGGGUUGACAGGGCCAAUUGUCCAAAUCACAGGUAAUCAUUUCUGCAAGCAAAUAGGCCUUUUUGAGAUUUAUUUCGUGUAGGUAUGAAUGUAGUUGAAGACAGGUGCCAAGCAGAGUGCUAAGGCGACUUACAAAUGAACUGAUAACCUUUCGUUCUAAAGCAAAAGAUUUAUUUGCUUUAAAUACAGCUGUAGAUAGGUUUUUCUUGUUUCUAAAGUAAGGAUUAAUUAAUUAAUCUAGAAUGCGUAAUUGAUGGUUGUGCUGUGUUCUAAGGGUAA